UAAAUCUAGUGAAAUUUAAAGUAGAUCUAUAUUGACUUUUUUUUUUAGCUGCAAAUAAAUGAGAUCAAACGUAAAAGCGCUGAUAGAUAUCUUCGUAUAUUUUGAUUUUAGUUUGCGGUCUGCGUGGAGGCGGAUCCAUCCCCAGCAAAACUUGCGGUGCGUGCAGCAGGAGGAGGGCUUCAGUUGUUCCCCUCCUGAGGAACAGAACAGGCUGAAGUGCUGCAUCACGGCCAUCAUUCCGAACCUCUUGGAUUUUCUUCGUCCUUCUUGACUUGGAGAGCUAAAGAGGACCUGGACAGACCCGGAUCUGACCGUUUAUGGAAACUGCAACAAGUGCGUCGCGUGCAGUGAGGCGCGAGGUGGUCAGCAAAGCCCUCUUUGCUGCGGAUGAGAACAUGCUGAUCAAUGUUAAAAAAGAAGAUCGAAGACUAAACACUGAUACCAGCCCUCUGCGCUGUUUGAUUGGGUGUGACUCUGCUCCUCAGGCCGUGUGUGAGGGCUGCUCGCGCAUCAUCUCUGACCGCUUCCUGAUGCGAGUCAACGGCGCGUAUUGGCACCAGAACUGCCUGCAGUGUGCAGCGUGCCAGCAGCCGCUCAUUGCCACCUGCUACUUCCGGGACAGCAAACUGUUCUGCAGGAGAGACUACCAGAGAUUAUUUUCCACCAAGUGCAGUGGCUGUCUGGAGAAAAUCGCUCCAACAGAGUUUGUAAUGCGAGCUGUGCAGAGUGUUUACCACCUCAGCUGCUUCUGCUGCAGUGUCUGUGAGCGCCGGCUGAGCAAAGGAGACGAGUUUGUGCUGAAGGCUGGUCAACAGCUGCUGUGUAAGGCUGACUAUGUGAAAGAAAGAGACCUGCUGAGGACCAUGAGCCCGGACAGUUCAGAUUCAGAAAAGAGUGAGGAUGAGACUUCAGAUGUAAAGUCAGAAAAAUUUAUUACAGCAGAGAAAAGGAGUGAUGACAGCAAAGAUCCUCUGCGUCCUAAACGGCCGCGCACCAUUCUCACCACGCAGCAGAGACGUGCCUUUAAGGCUUCGUUUGAGGUUUCCUCCAAGCCCUGCAGAAAGGUCAGAGAAACCCUGGCAGCAGAGACCGGGCUAAGUGUUCGUGUGGUCCAGGUGUGGUUCCAAAACCAAAGGGCAAAGAUGAAGAAGUUAGCACGCAGACAGCAGCAACAGCAGGAGCAACACAGCAGUCAAAGACUGGGCCCAGAAGUAAUAUCUGGCUGUAUGGAUGGUCUGCUCAGCACCUUCACAGGGUCUCUGCCUCCAACCCGGCCCCAGUUGGUGACCAUAGAGCAUUGUGGGUACAACAUAGACUGCCUCCAGCAGGGCCUCACUCCACCUCAAAUGCCUGGUGACCACAUGAAUCCCUACGGUAUGGAUUCCAUUUUCCAUGACAAUGACAGUGACACCUCUAUGACAAGUUUAAGUGAGUCCUUUGUUGCCUUUCCAGGUGGAGGCUUCCUACAGGCACAAACAGGAAGCCCAAUAGACAGCCUUUACUCCAUGCACAGCUCCUACUUUGCUUCCUGAGACCUGGCCAUCAUUGUCUCAUGCUGCUGAAUAAAUAUUUUCCAAACUGUUCACAAAUAGGGGGUUAGGGUAGCCCUAACCCUACCCUAAGUUAAAGAUCAAAUUGACUGAUUGUGUUUGAUUUGGGGAAUUUAAUGCAGCAAUAAAUAAAUAAAUAAAUAAAUACUUUCAAACAUGUUCAAACUUUUGUCAGUCAGCAUGUGUAAAGAGAUCCCAGAUCUAUCAGAAAUUGUUUUAUUCUAAGGACAUUUCAUAUAAGAAGGUAACUAUUAGUAAAUAUAAUUCUACUGACAUGAUUUUUGCAAACCAUCAAGUCUACCUGGAUCUGUUCUUGUAUGUAUGUGUGAAAUGUAAUUUACACCCUAAAGCAGUGGUCCCCAACCUUUUUAGUACCGUGGACUGGUCAAGACUUCACAAAUUUGCUGAGGACCAGGGUGGGGGAAGGGCGUUGCGCGCACCGACACCGAUGCUGUUGCUGCUGUUUCUACAUCAUUCUGCUGCUUGUGGACUCAAUGUUGGCGCUCAAGACAUAACAGACAGAAUCCAGUAAAGGGAUUUUCAAAAUAAAAGAUUCUCCUGACUCAAUACAUAAAACAGAAGUAUUUAAUUAUUUCUUGCUCGGCCCGGUACCAAUUGAUCCACGGACAGGUACCGCUCCGCAGCCUGGGGGUUGGGGACCACUGCCCUGAAGAACACCCAGAAUUGCCCUUUAAAAUGGACAACUAUUUAUCUCUCACCAGCGUCCAUGUUACAUUUAAAAGGGCAUCAAAUGUAAAUAUCUAUCUUUUAAAUGAUGAAGGUUUGUUGUACACCAGAAGUCCGAAACUCCUUUUAUUCCUAUAAGUAUUUGGACAGUUGUAUUGUCUGAGAAAACUGCUGUUGCAUUGCUAUUUAUUUUCUAAUUUUAAGACAAUAAUGUGUUUUAAGAGACUCAACAAAUGUUGAUACCUUAAAUAAACAAUGCAUUCUUCUACAAUCUUGUGAUUUCAUUAAAAUGUCAAAAUUAUCACUGGAAAUUUUAAAAAUAAAUACACUUUAAAAUAUUGAUUGUAGGUUUCAGGAAAAACAGGGUCAGAUCAAACCCUAUUUCCAUCAUGGGAGAAGUGGAGGUGGCUGAGGAAUAUAAAUACUUCUGUGUUCAUCUGGACAAUAGUAGGCCUUCUAAUGAGCCAUCGUUAAACCAGGGAGAGAACUAAAACAUGCAGGAUUCCGGCUCUUGUGGACCAACUUUGGGCACCCCUGGUCUAUGUCUACUACCUCUAAUGGUGUGGGGUUGGUAACACAACUAACAUAGAUACAUCACUAAAUCAGGAUACCACAAAGUCUUUUUUAUUACUGGGACCAUAAAAGAUAUUUCUCUAAUAAAACACAAUACUUUAUUUUUAAUUUUCUUAAGGACGUAGAGAUAAUUAAAAGACCACAAUAUAAUAUAAGAAGGUGACCAAUUUAAAGUGACCAAUUUUAAAUACCUUGGGUCAUUCCUGGACAGUCAGCUCACCUUUGUUGAAAACAUUAACUAUUUUUUAAGAAAUGCUCACAGAGAUUUUAUCUUUCAAGAAACCUUAAUGGUCUUGAGGAUAUCAGACUAGAGGUUGUCUACAAGGCAACUUUUGAGAGUGAUUUAACUUUUCAUCUCCUCGGCUGGUCACAUGAGCUGCAGAAUGAAAGACAAACUUUUAAUUGCUUCUAUAGCAGGUAAAUAGUGGUGGAACUACAAAAACUUAUGUCUCAACUGUUUGCUGAAAGAACAUGGAAGAUGGCAAAGAAUAUUUUAGAAGAAAGCAUCCAUCGUUUUUUUUUCAUCAGUUUGAACUUCUGAACCUUCUGAGCUCAGACAUCUAUAAGAAGUCAUUUAUUCCCAGUGCAAUAACCAUAGUUGACCAAAGUGAUUGACAACAUCUACCUAUGGCAUGCAAAGUGUUUUAUUCUAUACACACAUUGUUGAUAUUGUGAUUCUGUGAAUGCAUUUUAUUUUAGAGUCGGAAGGAAAGUUUCCACCUUGAUGGACAAAAUAGAUUUAUCUUUUCCUAUACAUAGAAUCAAUAUAAGAUUCUGCCAAAAAAGGCUAUAUAUGUGAAUUUUUUGCUUGUAUGUGUUGCUCAACCCUGGUUUGUUCAUGAAUUCUUCUGUGAACCUUAUUCAUUUGUUUGUUAUUGAACUUUGCUCAAUUACGUUUCUUAGGAAAAGUAAAAAAUAAAAGGAAAAUUCUCAUA
Messenger RNA from Xiphophorus hellerii (green swordtail), 3745 nucleotides. Its product is annotated as LIM homeobox transcription factor 1-beta-like. The transcript is spliced from 9 exons. The record is from RefSeq and is a predicted model, not a curated record. Gene Ontology annotation, biological process: neuron differentiation; regulation of transcription by RNA polymerase II. Gene Ontology annotation, cellular component: nucleus. The coding region runs from base 318 to 1532 and encodes 404 amino acids. Gene Ontology annotation, molecular function: DNA-binding transcription factor activity, RNA polymerase II-specific; RNA polymerase II transcription regulatory region sequence-specific DNA binding. NCBI's taxonomy places the organism in Eukaryota, Metazoa, Chordata, Actinopteri, Cyprinodontiformes, Poeciliidae.